Messenger RNA from Nymphaea colorata (pocket water lily), 3188 nucleotides. RefSeq lists its product as uncharacterized. The coding region runs from base 511 to 2781 and encodes 756 amino acids. Lineage: Eukaryota; Viridiplantae; Streptophyta; Magnoliopsida; Nymphaeales; Nymphaeaceae. The transcript is spliced from 3 exons. The record is from RefSeq and is a predicted model, not a curated record.
AGAGGCCUACGCUCAAGACUGGCAGGUCCAAACCCCCUCUCUCUCUAUCUCCCUCUCUUCUGCGCGCAAUUUUGUGUCUUUCUGUAUCCCUGCACAAAAUCGAAACGCGCCAUAAAGGGGGAACAGGAGAAGGAACAGCUGGGAAGCCAAACGGAAGGAAAAAGGAAAGAAACUAAAUCCGGAUGAGGCGACGUUUAGACCGUCGGAAACAUGUGACCCAUGAUUAAGAAAUCGCAAAAUUUCAUGUGUCUCAUGGCUCCAUCAGGAUUUGGGGACUACCCACAUCGAGGAAAGGGCUAUACCGGUUGUAUAUCCAAGCCCUAGGGCUUACCUUGUAGUUUUUGAAUAAAACUAUGUGUUAUUUUCAGAGGUUUGAUGGAGGAUAAGUGGAUGGGAGCCGAUGGUGUGAUCGGAUCUAAGUGCAUGUGAAGUUUUUUUUUUUUUUCUUAUUCCCCCCUGGAGAAAGAGAAGGUCGGCGUUUGUGGGCGUUCGUGCUUUUUGAUCGGCGAAAUGGGAAUUCCUGAGGCGGAAAUGAUGGACUGUAGCGUGGGCACCAUAGUUUGGGUGAGAAGAAGAAACGGGUCGUGGUGGCCGGGAAGAAUUCUGGGGCAGGACGAGCUUUCGGAGACGCAUUUGAUGUCUCCCCGGUCAGGGACACCGGUUAAGCUUCUCGGAAGAGAAGACGCGAGCGUAGAUUGGUACAAUCUUGAGAAGUCCAAGCGUGUCAAGGCAUUUCGAUGCGGUGAGUUUGAUGAUUGCAUUCGAAAAGCUGAAGCUGCCCUGGGCAUGCCACCAAGGAAAAGAGAGAAAUAUGCACGUCGAGAAGAUGCCAUUCUUCAUGCUCUGGAGCUUGAAAAGCAGCAACUUGAACAGAAGCAACAAUCUGCAUCUAUGGGCAGUAGAAAGCUUCCAUUUUCAAAGAAGGAUUUGGAUAAUACUUUUCCUUCAAAUAAUAAUUACAGGGAAGAUGAACCUAGAGGUAUUUCUAGAUAUAUCCCUAUAAAGUCACAGCUACUUUCCAGGAAGGUGGAUUCUUCUCUUAAUGGUGAAUAUGUGUCUAGUCCUAUAAGAAGGAUUAAUCACAGCCAAAUACACUGGGAAGAUGAAAAUGCUGAAACCAUGCCUCGAAUGAGAGGUCUGCAGGACUUUGGACUUAAAACUGCAUCAUCAAAGAGAAAAGGUUCCUUUUCAACUGGUAACAAGAGAACUUAUUCAUCUGAAAGUCUUAUGCAUGCUAUCUCUCUCCCUGGACGUGGCACUGGAACUGCACAACAGAUAAAUGGAAGGAGAAGUUCUUUUCUUGUAAAGAGAAAGCGGUCACAUGGUGCCUCAAUUGAAGAAUCUCUUGUUAGAAGGCGUGAUAGGCGCCGUACUAUUGUCCAGGUAUUGCAAAGUAGUGCGAAACUACCAGUGGGUGAAGCAUCACAAUCUGAGUUUGCGGGUUUGCCUAUUUCAGUGCAAGAAGAAACAGCGCACAGGGGUCUUUUGGCCUCCUCAGGAGGGGAUAAAGCCACAUCAUAUGAUAGUAUUGGAGGUCAUUCUCCGGAUCAACUGCAGACAUCUCAUUCUCCACAUGGGGCAGAUAGCUCCUUUCUCUAUCCCAGUUCAUCAGUCGAGGAUAGGUUGAUGGAUGACAGAGAAUCUGAUUCUUGCGUUGGGGGUUCCUUUGACAAUGACAUCGAGGAGGAGGCUGCGACAGUUUCAGAUGCCUCUCAGAUACUUGCUGCACAAGGUUCAAAAAAUGGAGGAAGAUAUCUUAGAUAUGGUUCCUCCGUUUUCCAAGGGCAACCUGCAAAGAUGGGCAAUAAACAUUUUGAUGAUUCAGGAUAUUCACAUUAUGCAUCUCAGUCUCGCCAUUUCAAGAAGAAUUUGAUCACUGGUACCAAUGGUGUUUCAAAGUGGCGAAUGAAAGGAAAGCGCAACAUGAGAAAUCUAAGCAAGAGGCACAUGGAUAUACCCAAUGGGUACGCCGACGAAGAUGCCUAUGAAGCAGAGGAGAGUUUAAUGACUGUGAAUUCAGGGCGGUGGUCUUCCCAUGAGGCUUUGGGUGGAUACUGGGAAGAACCUGAUGAUUGCUUUCAUCCAAGGUUUUAUUCAUCUGAACUGGACCCAGUGUAUGAUAGCCAAUACGGUGAAGAUGGGAUGUUUGAAUCCAUGCUGGUCAAUGUUGACCUGAAGGUCCAAGCAAGCUACCAAGGCGAGCAUGUUCCACUAGUUUCUUUGAUGAGCAGAUUGAAUGGAAAGGCAAUAAUUGGACAUCCUGUGCAAGUGGAAAUCAUGGAGGAUGGUUCUUCUGAGCUGCUGCUUGCUGACUCCAGCUUGCAUGUUGAUAUCGGUGAGAGAAACAAAAGUGCAGUUCCGCCUGUCUGGAGAACAGCAAGAAGAACAGCAAUGCAACGAGUACCUCGAUCUCACCCUGCUGCACACGAGAAUGAGGAAAGUUUGGUGCAAUGUUCACCUGUUGAGCCUAAACCACCGCAGAAGAAGGUAAACACUGCAAAUCUUGGUCAUAGGAGUGGGUCAAGGAAGAACAUGAAUAAUGCUCAUCGUGUUGCAAUUGGUAAGUUAUCAAGAAAGGUCUUGAAGAAAGCAUGCUUGUCCAAUCAGAAGACCAGGGCGCUUUCAUCAUUUUCUGCUGAAAAGAAAAACAGCAAUAACAUUCUGCAGAGACCAACACCUCUAGUAACAAGCAUUCCUGUGGAAGCAGUUUUCAGUAGGUUGAGAGAGUUCUUUGCUGGUACACCUGCUGCUCAUUUAGCUGAAAAGAAAGAUGCUGACUAGGAAAUUGACAGAUAGAAGGGUAUAAUAGGCUUGGGAAUCAUAUAUUUUGUUGAGUUGGACCUGGUUCUAUUUCUUGUAACAUAUGGACCAUAUCCCCUUGAUAACGCUGACAAAGCUCUAAUUUUCAUGGAAUCUUCCUCGCUUUGGGGGUGAAAAUGGUCCAUCUCGCACCUUUGGUGAUUAUAAUCAGGAGACCAUCUUAGAAGGAGAUUCUUCCAUGUCCAACAAUAUUUGAUUCAUCUUGUAAUUUAAGGUUUGUCUUAGAAAAAGUGUACUUGAAAAUGCCAUUUGCACAAUUUUACAGGGCAUAGCUGAAUGUUCACUACUUUUUACUACCAAGCCUUUCUGUAUAAUACAAGAUGAACAUUGUUCCAAUGAACAAAGUUUUUACAUGGAUUAAUGGACUA